AUACCCCCUCCAUACAUCUAUUCACUUAGAUACAAAGCAUCUGGCGUGGUUUAUUUUUAGCUAGCAUUACGGCACUAGAUUCUAUAAAAAAAAAGGAGAUCAUAUAACAAAGGGCUUGGAAACAAAGGAAUUACAGCAAAUGAAUGGAUAACACAAGCCAUAUUUACUUUUCAUUGCUCUUAGCGGUCAGCUAAUAUGUUUUAGGUUAAAUAUAGCAGAAUGGAUCCAGAGUAUGCUGCGUUUGAGAGCUCUCUAUGCAACGAAUUAAAAGAUUUCUGCAAGAAGAUUAGAGAAGCAUACAAGGAGCUGAAAGAAGAUCUUACACCUUACAGAGAUGAUCACUUUUACAGGUUAGCGCCAAUGCGUCUCUACACUCUCUCAAAACGCCACUUCGUUUUGGUAUUUGUCGUUUUCUUCAUAUUCUUUGGAUUAACUGUUUUUGUAGGUAUCACAGGACCAAAUGUUAUUGAGGCUGUACCUUACAGACCAGAAAAAUUUAACCUUUCUAAGGUUUAUUUGACUUCACCAGUCCUAUCUACCUACAACCAACAGCUGUGGCUAACCUGUCGCCUUGAAGUUAACAAGCCGGUUGAUGUAACAAUCCAAAGUAAUUUCUCUAUGACAGUGAAAAUAAAUGGUGUUGACUCAGAUGCAACUGUGACAUUUAUUCGCAACCAUGAGUAUACUCGACCAAGGACAAUUAGUUGUGCACAGAAAUGUGCUGACAUUAUUGUAGUUCAUCUGGGCUACUUGAAUUACACAGUGUAUAAGCUUGAAGUUGGGUUUGAAAAUCUACAGCGUUUACAGUACACUAUCACAGGAUUAAACUUUACAUGGAAAACCUACAACCCAACAUUUUCGCAAGUUGAAAUCUGGUUUCGCUUUGUAUUUGUUGUGCUCACAUUCAUGGUGACAUGUCUAUUUGCACAUUCCUUAAGAAAAUUUUCCAUGAGAGACUGGGGAAUUGAGCAAAAGUGGAUGUCUGUGCUUUUACCUCUGUUGCUUCUUUACAAUGACCCGUUCUUCCCGCUUACCUUUCUGAUAAACAGUUGGUUUCCAGGAAUGCUGGACGACCUGUUUCAGUCACUGUUUCUGUGUGCUCUGCUGCUUUUUUGGCUAUGUGUUUACCAUGGAAUUAGGGUGCAGGCUGAAAGAAAGUGCUUGACAUUUUACCUGCCCAAAUUUUUCAUAGUUGGACUUCUUUGGCUUGCUUCUGUGACCUUGGGAAUAUGGCAAACUGUUAAUGAGCUGCGCGAUCCAACUUACCAAUACAGGGUAGACAUUGGCAAUUUUGAGGGAAUGAAGAUUUUAUUUCUAGUAGUAGCUUCUAUGUAUGUCUUAUACCUCCUGUUUUUAAUAAUACGGGCUUGCACAGAACUCCGAAAUAUGCCUUAUGUUGAUUUGCGUUUAAAAUUUCUCACCUCCCUGACAUUUGUAGUACUCAUUAUCAGCAUAGCCAUACUUUACCUGAGGUUUGGAGCACAAGCCCUACAGGACACCUUUAUUGCAGAGCUGUCCACCCAUUAUCAGAAUUCAGCUGAGUUUUUAUCAUUUUAUGGCCUUUUGAACUUCUAUCUCUACACACUUGCCUUUGUGUACUCACCAUCUAAGAAUGCACUGUAUGAGUCUCAAUUAAAAGAUAAUCCUGCCUUUUCAAUGCUGAACGACUCAGAUGACGAUGUGAUUUAUGGGAGUGACUACGAGGAAAUGCCCCUUCAGAAUGGACAAGCUAUCCGAGUCAAAUAUAAAGAGGAGUCUGACAGUGACUAAUUUUUAGCUUAUUACAUCAUAUAAUUGCCUUUUGGAAAAGAAGGAUUUUUUUGCCAUGUUGGACUAAUUGUUUUUAUGGUAUGCCUGAUUAUCAUGGAAAGCUGCUUACUUCUUCCACAGUGGACUUUUAUUUGACUUUAUUUGACUAAAUAUGAAAUUUGUAUAUCUUGGUGAAGCUUGGUGAUGGACCACAGUAUUCUUUGUAUGGUGCAGUUUGCUAUCAACAUACAAAACUGUAUUUAAUCAGAGCAUAGUAAUUGCAGUUUAAACCGUAAACUCCUUGCACAUAUUCCAUUUUUUUUUUUUUUUCAAUUUUAAGGAGUUGGACUAGCAAAAAUAUUGUUUUUAGUACUUAAAUGUUCAUAUUUUAGCUCUGUGGUUUACUUGAUAUUUUUCUAUAAUUCUUUAUCAGACUAGUAUUUGGCUUUUGGUAUCUUAAAUGUUCUCAUAAAAACAUAAUUGCUUUCUGAUUCUUAAUUGUGUGUGUCCUUUGCCCUCCUCCCUCCCAAAAAAAACAACCUAAAACGGUGCAUAUGAAGGAAUAUUGUGUGGUAUAAAACUUUUUUUUGUUUCACUCAUGUCUAUAAAUUAUCUGGGUUGCUUUUUGUUUCAUUACAGAAAGGGUAAGAACAUUUUUGUUUACAUGGCAAUUAUCCCAGUAAUUUGGCCUGCUUGUCAUAUGUUCACAUAUUUCAGUUUACUCAGUGAUUGCGUAAUAAAAAUGUCUUCUUUCUGAUAGCAGU
This is a messenger RNA of Pelobates fuscus (common spadefoot toad), 2513 nucleotides long. It is a transcript of the gene TMEM181, whose product is annotated as transmembrane protein 181. Lineage: Eukaryota; Metazoa; Chordata; Amphibia; Anura; Pelobatidae. The record is from RefSeq and is a predicted model, not a curated record. The coding region runs from base 220 to 1770 and encodes 516 amino acids. Gene Ontology annotation, molecular function: toxic substance binding. The transcript is spliced from 17 exons.